Anopheles moucheti is the source of this 1282-nucleotide messenger RNA. RefSeq lists its product as uncharacterized. NCBI's taxonomy places the organism in Eukaryota, Metazoa, Arthropoda, Insecta, Diptera, Culicidae. Gene Ontology annotation, biological process: DNA-templated transcription initiation. Gene Ontology annotation, molecular function: DNA binding; RNA polymerase II general transcription initiation factor activity. The transcript has 3 exons. The record is from RefSeq and is a predicted model, not a curated record. The coding region runs from base 211 to 1179 and encodes 322 amino acids.
UGGACGCAGCGACGCAAUCUGGCAGUCAGAAGGGUUUUAAAACGAUAUUUUGGUGUUUUUGAAGGUGCAAUUAGAGUGCAAUUAAUGCAUGCAAACCACAAAAGGAUUGAUAUAAAGUGUACGAAGUGAAGAACGUGAGACUAAAGAAGUCAAACCCGGCGUGCUGGUGAUAUUCCCGUUUACCGCGGUACUAUAGCGCUCAGCACAAACAUGGAUCAGAUGCUACCUAGUCCGGGAUUUUCAAUCCCCAGCAUCGGGACACCGUUGCACCAGCCGGAAGAGGAUCAGCAGAUUCUCCCCCAUGCCUACCAGCAGCAACAAUCCAUGCCGCACAUGACACCCAUGGGUGGCCUUAGCUCUAGCAACUACACAAUGCCGGCUAUCGGUGCAUCGUCCGGCAAGAGCAUGCAUACGUAUGCGCCCAGCUUUUCCACACCGCAGAACAUGAUCCAACCACAGACGCCGCAAAGCCUAAUGUCACCGAUGGUACCGAUGACGGAAUCGAAAGCAGCAGCAACCCCCAGUCAAACGCAGGGCAGCGGUGGUAGCGUCCGGGAUCCAGAAAACAUCGGCAGUGUAAACAUCCACCAAACCAUGGGUCCCGCGACACCGAUGACGCCAAUGACACCGAGCGAACCGGCCAUUCUGCCCCAGCUGCAAAACAUCGUCUCGACGGUGAACUUAAGCUGCAAGCUCGAUCUCAAGAAGAUAGCCCUGCACGCCCGUAACGCCGAGUACAAUCCGAAACGUUUCGCUGCAGUAAUUAUGCGCAUUCGGGAACCGCGCACCACAGCACUGAUUUUCUCAUCCGGCAAGAUGGUUUGUACCGGGGCGAAAAGUGAAGACGAUUCCCGGCUCGCAGCACGCAAAUACGCACGUAUCAUACAGAAGCUCGGCUUUACGGCCAAAUUCCUUGACUUCAAAGUACAAAACAUGGUCGGCAGCUGUGACGUACGGUUUCCGAUUCGGCUCGAAGGUUUAGUACUGACGCACGGACGGUUCAGCUCGUACGAACCGGAACUUUUCCCCGGGCUCAUUUACCGUAUGGUGAAACCGCGUAUCGUACUGUUAAUUUUCGUGUCCGGCAAAGUUGUGCUCACCGGUGCCAAAGUGCGGCAAGAGAUCUACGAUGCAUUUGAAAACAUCUAUCCAAUUCUAAAGAGCUUCAAAAAACAGUAACAAUCGUUGUUUUUUUUUGUGUAAUUUCUAACUUCAAACCCGGGGGUUGAGACACGUUUUACUGCAUAUCCUGACCAGCAGCUACGUGUGUAAGGAAUUAUAC